CACACAUACAGGCAGCCCCCCUCCCCUCCUUACAUCUGUCACUGCCCUUUACCCGCUGACGGCAGAGGUCCUCUCUGUCACUCAGGACAGGCUGUGUGAGUGUGUGUGGUGGGGGGGCACCUUCCACACUGUUUAGUGACAAACUGGGGACACUUCUUCUUCACCGGUCCUGGAGGCUUCGAGAGACUGAGACCGAGAGGCCACUUCUUCUUCUUCUCCUCCUCGAUCUCCGCACUCCCCCUUCUUGCUCCAGUCUCCGGGGCCACUUCCCGAAGGAAGAAGGCCAGGAAAGACAGUCAUCGUGGCUCCCUGCUUGUAAAACUGAAGGCGGCGAAAACCCCUGCAAACAUCUGGACCCAGCGGACAAGUAACAUGAACUGAAGGGAGACGAGCGGGGGGACUGUUUGCCAUUGUAAAGACAGGGGGGGAUCAAAGACGGGAACCCGUUCUCCGCAAGGUCUUCGUUUGGACAGUGAGGAUUUACAGGAACCAUGGGAAGGAAAAAGAUUCAGAUCCAGAGGAUCACAGAUGAGCGGAACAGACAGGUGACGUUCACAAAGCGUAAAUUUGGGCUGAUGAAGAAGGCUUAUGAGCUCAGCGUCCUGUGUGACUGUGAGAUCGCUCUCAUCAUCUUCAACCACUCAAACAAACUGUUCCAGUAUGCCAGCACGGACAUGGACAAAGUGCUGCUGAAAUACACAGAGUACAAUGAGCCCCACGAGAGUCGGACUAACGCAGACAUAAUAGAGACAUUAAGAAAGAAAGGUUUUAACGGGUGCGACAGCCCCGAACCGGACGGGGAUGACUCCAUUGACCAGAGCCCCCUCAUGGAAGACAAAUAUCGCAAAGCCAGCGAGGACUUGGACAUUCUAUUCAAACGCUACGGUUCUGCAGUUCCUGCACCGAACUUCGCUAUGCCCGUUACUGUACCGGUGACCAAUCAGAACGCACUGCAGUUCAGCAACCCCGGGGGGUCAUUGGUCACACAGUCUCUGAUGACGGCCUCGCUCACGGACCCCCGGCUCCUGUCACCGCAGCCACAGACCCUGCAGAGGAACACAGUGUCUCCGGGGCUACCUCAGAGGCCAGCCAGCGCAGGAGCGAUGCUCGGGGGAGACCUUAACAAUUCUAAUGGAACCUGUCCAAGCCCUGUAGGCAAUGGCUACAUCAGUGCGCGAGCCUCUCCGGGCCUCAUACCGGUAUCGAACGGGAACUCCCUGGGUAAAGUCAUCCCAGCCAAAUCCCCUCCGCCUCCAUCCCAGAACAAUCAGCUCGGAGCCAACAGCCGCAAACCAGACCUGCGCGUUAUCACCUCACAAGGCGGCAAGGGGUUAAUGCAUCACUUGGCGGAGGAUCUGGAAAUGCAGAACACACAGAGGCUAGGAGUCUCCCAAGCGGCUCACUCCUUGACCACGCCGGUCGUAUCGGUGGCGACACCCAGUUUACUGUCACAUCAUGGACUGCCGUUCUCUGCCAUGUCCACAGCCUACAACACAGACUACCAGCUGACCAGCGCAGACUUGGCAUCGCUCUCCACGUUCACCUCUCCAGGAACCUUGUCAUUAGGCAACAUGUCCACCUGGCAUCAGCAGCAGCAGCAACAGCAGCAGCAUCAACAGCACCACCACGCGCAGCAGAUGGUUCCCGUGUCACUAAGUAACCUGAUAUCCAGUGGACAGCUUUCACACACCGCCACGCUGACAGUCAACACCAACCCAAACAUAAGCAUCAAAAAAGAACCUCCAUCUCCCAACCGGGAACGGAGCACCGGCACCCCAUUGACGUCCUACUCACACCAGGCGCGGCACGAAGCCACCGGCCGCUCUCCCGUCGACAGCCUGAGCAGCAACGCAAGUUCUUUCGAAGGCAACGACCGAGAGGAUGCAAGGGCCGACUACACCUCCUCGCUUGGGCUGCUGCGACCUUCGAGCGACGUGGAAGGCGAGAGCCCGUCUGUAAAACGCAUGCGGCUCGACGCAUGGGUAACAUAACUGCUCCAGAAACAAAAACCCACCCGCCCACCUCGUCCUCACGCUUGCGAGCCACAGGAUGAGGUGCCGAUUGGGAGGGGGUGGGCAGACAGGAGCAGGUUGCCAGUGAGGUUUAAUGCUGUAGGGUGGGAACCUAUCAUUAACUGCCUGAGAUAUAGCUUUAGUAUUUGGUAGGUAUUCUUCCUAGUCCAGUGCGUCAGGCAAUGUCUGCAGAGGACAUGGGACUCCAUGGCUGCACUAAGAACCUAAGCCGAGUACGACUCCAGCCCUCCAAAGCCAACUGCUUACCUUGUCGUCUUGUUGACCACAGCUGCUACAGUCAAUCUCGCCACUGCCCUCCAUCCUCACCGAUAUACCCUGCUCACCGCCUCACCCUGCUCCGCUUAUCUGAAGACAUCCGUCGUUGGGCUGCUCGCUACCGGGCCAGCUUUCAUUAUCUAUUACCGGGUUGCUUGAAAGGGAAGCUGCAGACUCAGAUUUUUUUUUUUUCGCCAUUCAUGAAACGGUUAAGUCCAAAGUGGCCUCCCUGGCCGAGCAGCGCUCAUUGACAAACUGGAAAUUGAAUUCCUAGCUGCUUGACGGACCUUAAUUGGGUUUUUUUUUUGUUUCAAGUUAACGAACCGGCAUCUUAUCGGGAUGCACACCAUGGAGAGCCACCUUCCCCUCCCAUCCUCCACCCGUCAUGGAAGCUCCCUCCAGUCUCCGGCUCACUCAGCGCAAACGGGGCCGUCCAGAGAUCAAGCUACGUAGACAUAUCUAAAACUCGAACCCCCGCAAGCCAUGGAGCUCUAUCAUAAUGCAGACAAUGCCUUUUUAAAAGAGAAAAAGAAAAAAAAUCAAAAAUUAACAAAAACAAGAAAUAUAUAUAAUAUAUACAUAUAUAUAUUUAUUCUUUUAGAUGCGGUUUUCUUAUUUUGGAGGAAAGAGCUCAGCCUAUGAUUUCACUUCUCGAGGACAGGGAUUUCCCCUCACAGGGUUUUCUAUGUAUUAAAGGCAGUAUGACUGCGAGAUAUAAAAAAAUAGCCCCCCCACCCCCCGUUAGAAAUUCGGAAAGUGAAAUCAUAUUGGAACUUUAAAUUCGAGGCCGUUUUCCGGAGAGCAGAAUCCCCUCUGGAAAGGGAAGGCUUGGAAUUAAAGGAUAAUGUGCAAGGGGUCCAGGUACAUCCAUAGCAGCAUGCUCAUUGCCCAGGUCAGUAACACUGCCGCACAAGAUUUUUGCUGCUAUUUUCACACUAUAUUGGUGAAAAGGGGGGUGAUCUGCUAAAAAUAUAUAUAUAUAUUUUUUUUGUAUUUUUGAACAUUUUUGUUUUCUGGUUUCCCGCAAUCACCUGUACAUUUUAACCUGUAUUUUGUUAAUUAGUUUCUACCAAUUUUUGUCCUAAUAUAAUGGACACAAUGACCUAAAACAGUCCCAGCUGGGGAUCAUGGUCCCAUCUGUGUCAAUGUCCACAAAAGUAUGCAAAUGAGUCUCUAGGAGCAAUGAGGGCGGUGCCAUUACACCUCUCGUUGCUUCCAGAGGCUCUGCUCGCUCCUCUCCAUGCCGCAAACCGUCCAAUUUGAUUGAUAGAGCCAGGCAGAGAAAACGUCACCACACCUGCCUGGCCCCGAGGUCUCCAAAAGUCUGUUUGUACUACACAGAGACUCACGGGUGAGGGGCGAGGCAUGAAGAGGAGCGAGUAAAGCGAGACAAAUCGGCAAUUAUCUCGGGAAUAUGGGCACGGACGCUGAUGGGACCAAGACCAUGAUCUUUAGCUGUCAAGGGCCUAUUUCUCUGGUUAGGUUUUAGGUCCAUGUAAAAAAUAAAAGUAAUAAUAGUGGUGUUCCAUGGCUUCACAGUCCCCCACCCAUCUCUGCUUCCCCCACUUGACAUGGAAACAAUGUGACCACUCUGUGGUCGGUGAUUGGCUGAGAGGUCAUUUCCUAUGCGUUGAGAAGGACAAGAGAGUAGAGAGCAGCAGGGAACUCGGAAAACUAGAGCGGUAUGGGUUCUUUUUUUUUUUUUCUUUUUUUUUUUUUUAACAACCCUUUAAAAAAAAAAAAAAAGAGGGGAACAGUUAAGUAGACUUUUUUAUACUUUGCCAUACACCCUUUAUAAGAUCACCCCUUUUCCUAUUUUUUUUUAUUGUAUACCAUUAAAUCAAAUUCCUGCUUACAUUUUUUUUUAUUAUUAUUUUUUUAUAUUUUACUUUAAAUUUGAAAUAUUUUUUUUAAAAAAAAAUAGCAGCAAAAAUAAAUCAUCCAAAUGUAAUUUUUAGAUGUAUCAUUUUGGCGCAGCUGGCUGUUAGGGUAUAAAACGGACGUUAGAGGAAUUGAACGGGCCCUUGUCAACUUGAUUAGGUUCUUAGAGAACCGUUUUUAGUUGUUUUUUUUUCACACAUGUAAAUGAAAACACAUUAAUUUUCAAGACUAGGAAAUAAAUGACAAUCUUAAAAAAACAUAUAUAUAUAUAUAUAUACUUACCGCACCCUGUUUUUAUCUGUAUAAAUAUUUGUUUCUGAUUUUUAAUAUUAUUUCUUGUGCUCAUUUGUGCUGUUGACAGUUACAUUGUGAAUAUUUUUUUAUAUUCGUAAAUUUGCGUUCUGUAGAGGUAGUUAUUAUUGUUCAGUUUUUGUUUUUUUUCUGUUUUGUUUUUCCAUCCCCCCCCCCUCAUUUUAUUAAGGGGUGUGGCAGAAACUUGCACGACACAAAA
Bufo gargarizans (Asiatic toad) is the source of this 4680-nucleotide messenger RNA. Its product is annotated as myocyte-specific enhancer factor 2D homolog. Gene Ontology annotation, molecular function: RNA polymerase II cis-regulatory region sequence-specific DNA binding; DNA-binding transcription factor activity, RNA polymerase II-specific; histone deacetylase binding. Bases 492 to 1991 code for a protein of 499 amino acids. The record is from RefSeq and is a predicted model, not a curated record. NCBI's taxonomy places the organism in Eukaryota, Metazoa, Chordata, Amphibia, Anura, Bufonidae. Gene Ontology annotation, biological process: cell differentiation; positive regulation of transcription by RNA polymerase II. The transcript is spliced from 11 exons.